Molecule: messenger RNA, 1410 nt
Organism: Anarrhichthys ocellatus (wolf-eel)
Lineage: Eukaryota; Metazoa; Chordata; Actinopteri; Perciformes; Anarhichadidae
Gene: apmap
Product: adipocyte plasma membrane associated protein
Exons: 8
Coding region: 184-1260 (358 amino acids)
Cellular component (GO): endomembrane system
Molecular function (GO): arylesterase activity
Source: RefSeq, a predicted model, not a curated record
ACGUAUUUGGCUCAAGGUCUUUUAUUUUGAAGUCACAGACCGGAAGCUCUCCGUCGUCAUUGUCAUCAACAGCUCUCCGGUAGGAUGUUCGCUCGGUCCUCUCCGCGUUUAGUCCGUUUGUACCCGGGUUAAACCUCAACACAGCCGAGCCGAACCGAACCGGGUCAACCGACCGAGUCCAUCAUGAACGAGACGGAGGGGCUACGGUUGCGACGGGUGCACCGACCGGUCAUCACCGACGAGCUCCCGGAGCACCGGAACAAGGGGUCCGGCACCUACAGCGGGAAGGUUUUCCAGGUGACUCUGCUCUCUCUGGGCGGCUUCCUGCUCCUUCCUCUCCUGGUCAUCAUCCUCAUCCUCGAGUCUCCCAUCCACCCCGAAGUGUUCAGUCUGAAGGAGCCUCCGCUGAUGAAGGGCUGCUGGGAGCCAAACCUGAAGCUCCGAGAGGCUCAGAGACUGUUUGAAGACCAGAUCACCGGACCAGAGUCCAUCGCUAGUAUCGGAGAUGUUCUGUACGCAGGAACAGCUGACGGGAAGAUCGUAAAGCUGAUUGGUCGAAGAAUUCACACAUUGACGAGACUCGGAAAACUUCCCUGUGGCUCCAGAGAGGAGGAGUCCAGCUGUGGGAGGCCGUUGGGGAUCCGAGUCGGACCCAACGGGACUCUGUUUGUGGCCGACGCCUACCUGGGUCUGUUCCAGGUGAACCCCACCACAGGUGAGGCGACCCGGUUGGUGUCGGGGGGUCAGGUGGUCGCCGGCAGGAAGCUGUCGUUCAUCAACGACGUGGCGGUGACUCAGGACGGGAAGAAGCUUUACUUCACCGACUCCAGCAGCAGGUGGCAGCGCAGAGACUACCUGCACCUCAUCAUGGAGGCCACGGCCGACGGACGAGUGUUGGAGUACGACACCGAGAGCAGAGAGCUGACGGUGGUGAUGGAGAACCUUCGCUUCCCAAACGGCAUCCAGCUGCUUCCUGACGAGGAGUCGGUGCUGGUGGCAGAGACCACCAUGGCCCGGAUACGCAGAGUCCAUGUUGCUGGUCUAAACAAGGGCGGGAUGGACACCUUCAUUGACAACCUGCCCGGUUUUCCCGACAACAUUCGUCCAAGCUCGACUGGAGGUUACUGGGUGGCCAUGUCAGCAGUGCGGCCGAACCCCGGCUUCUCCAUGCUGGACUUCCUGUCCCAGAGACCCUGGAUCAAAAAAUUCAUCUUCAAGGUAAAGAGAGGCAUAGAGAGACCAGGUCCAGGCUUCCAAUGACAACGACUCGCAGCUCUCCUCGUAGAGACGAUGACGACUCGCAGCUCUCCUCGUAGAGACGAUGACGACUCGCAGGUGUCCUCGUGCAGACGAUGACGACUCGCAGGUGUCCUCGUAGAGACGAUGACGACUCGCAGGUGUCCUCGUGCA